AUGAGUUCCGCCAAAGACGAAUUCGACGCCCUCGUCCAGAAAGAGAGAGUAUCGAGUCAUCCGGAAGAUCGUGACCACCACUCUGACCACACGGACUCUGAACCCGAGGACGAUACACAUAACCAGUACGUUCAUUCCGACGACGAAGACGACGACGACGAUCACCACCACGACCACCAUAACAACGACGCAAUGGUUUCCCGCUCGACCGCCUACCAUAUCCCCAACACGGUGUACGACGCCAACACGGGCCCCAAGGGAGUGAUCGCCGAUGCGCAGGCCUUUGAACGGGCUCGCAAGCGGUCCUUCCGCCGCACCUUGCUCAGCGUCACUGGCUUCGACCAGUUCCAUUCCUCGUCCAAACCCACCCCCAUCCCGGAAACAGAUACCACCCCGCUUAAUCGCGGCCGGGACGGGGGUUCCCCGCACAGCUCUGCAGAGGAGGACGAGGAGAGCUUCCUGCGCAAGUGGCGCGAGUCGCGCAUGCAGGAACUUCAGAAGACAAAUACCCGCCAUCUCAGCCCCCGGCGGAGGAUGUUCGGGUCUGUCGAGAUCGUCGAUGCGGCGGGGUAUCUCGAUGCCGUCGAGCGGUCGCCUUCCGGCGUGACUGUUGUCGUCUGCAUCUAUGAUCCUGACUCAAAUACGUCCGGAAUCGUAGAAGACUCUCUACACACCGUGGCUCGCAAAAACCCAGCCACCCGCUUCAUCAAGCUGCAUCACGAAAUCGCCGAGAUGGAGAACAUCGAGGCUCCCGCCCUGCUGGCCUACCGCGGCGGCGACGUCACAGCUACCCUGGUCGAUAUCCCUAGGCAGAUUCCUAGGGGGAGGCCGUGCAGUGCAGAAAGUCUGGAGGAUUUACUCAAAUUACACCGCGUUUUAUAA
Messenger RNA from Penicilliopsis zonata CBS 506.65, 882 nucleotides. RefSeq lists its product as hypothetical. Gene Ontology annotation, biological process: regulation of G protein-coupled receptor signaling pathway. Lineage: Eukaryota; Fungi; Ascomycota; Eurotiomycetes; Eurotiales; Aspergillaceae. The transcript is spliced from 3 exons. The record is from RefSeq and is a predicted model, not a curated record. The coding region runs from base 1 to 882 and encodes 293 amino acids.